Molecule: messenger RNA, 1314 nt
Organism: Prunus armeniaca (apricot)
Lineage: Eukaryota; Viridiplantae; Streptophyta; Magnoliopsida; Rosales; Rosaceae
Source: the annotation of a GenBank genome assembly
AUGUCUUUAUCCGAAAAUUCUCUCUCUUUGUCUGAUCAGAAAAUCGCCAUUGGAAGAAUGAAGAAUACCAAGGUAGAAAAUGAUAUUUUCCUCACUGGGUCUUUCACUUGGAGAAUCGAAGGCUUCUCAAAAUUGAACAACGACAACAUGCAUUACUCUGAUGUUUUCGUCAUUGGUGGUCUCAAAUGGCAAAUCCUUCUACACCCAAAGGUUCACGCAAGCCUAGCAGAGGCAGAGAGCUUCUCAGUAUAUUUGGGUGUUGCAGAUGUUUCAACAUUACCACCUGGGUGGACUACAUGUGCCCACUUUAGAUUGACCAUGGUUAAUCAACUUGACACCAACAAGUCAAUAGCAAAGCCUGCAAAGGGCACUGUUCGACUAGUGUUCAAAAAGGGCUCAAGUGAGUGGGGCUUCAGAUCAUUUAUGCCUUGUAGUGAGCUUUAUGAUUGCAAUGCAGGUUAUCUUGUGAAUGAUAUAUGUAUUGUUGAAGCCAAGGUUGAUAUCCCAAUUAAGAGUCAAGAUCAUAGACCUGGCAUUUCUGUAACUAUCAAGUCCUCAAUUAAGAAAGAACAGAAAUCGUUGGAGCCUUCAAAUGUGAAUUCUGUGCAAAUCCCAGACUCUUUAGUUGCACCUAAGACACCUUGUUCUGAACUGGUGCUAGCUUUGCAAGAUACGCCAGGUUCUGGAAAAGCUUUUACUGUUAACCCUACUAAUGAUAGCCCUGUUGAACCUUCUCUAAACAAGGUACCUAUGGAAGUCCCCACCGACCUAUCAGGCGAACAUGUGGAUUUUAAGGGUUUUGGACGGAUAGAGAAAGUUUUUCUUCCACUACUAGAGGAAGUCUGUACAUGGCAUCCUUCAUUGAUUCAAUGCCAACUGAAAAGUAGUAAUUUGUUUGCUAACUCUGCAUUCAAUGCUUUGGGACGAGUGCUGUAUUUUCUCAAGACUACAAAGGUCAAGGAUAUGACACAGGAAUCUUGUGAACGCCUUCAGCUUUUCUGGGAGGAGCUUGAGACCUUCAGAUUUGACUUGGGAUGGCUGGAGCCUCGAGUUCAAUAUGCCCUUGGUGUGAAGAGAUUGGUGCAGAGGGCAGGAAGAAGGAAGAGGCUAAGAGAAGAUGUAAAUGAUUUGGAGAAUGAAAUUAAGAGGCGGAGGCACAAUGUAGUUGUUUUGGAGACUGAAGUUCAGAGGCAGAGGGCUACACUUGCUGUUGCAGAGGUAGAUCUUCAGGUAGCAAAGGUAGACUUGGCAAAGGUGGAAGAAGACUUCAAUGGGAUUGACAUGGAUAGUGAGAUGGGUUAUGAGAGGCCUUAG